Molecule: messenger RNA, 1848 nt
Organism: Cordyceps fumosorosea ARSEF 2679
Lineage: Eukaryota; Fungi; Ascomycota; Sordariomycetes; Hypocreales; Cordycipitaceae
Product: LMBR1-like membrane protein
Exons: 1
Coding region: 1-1848 (615 amino acids)
Biological process (GO): protein localization to vacuole
Cellular component (GO): vacuolar membrane
Source: RefSeq, a predicted model, not a curated record
AUGCUGGCGGACGCCGGUCUCAUCCAGACCAGCCUGAUCUGGGUGACGUACGCUGGCGCCGUGGCCCUCUGCCUCAUCGCGGCCGCCGUCACGACCCUGACGUGGCAGACGCCGCGCGAGCGCUCCGCCGUCGUCAGUGCCGUCGCCGUCAUCAGCCUGACGGCGCUGCUCGCCACCGUGCUGCUGCUCCCCGUCGACAUCGCCCUCGUCUCCGCCACGGGGUCCGCCCGGCUCGGCGUCAAGAAGCCCUGGGCCACGCCCGGCCGCGUCGCCGACCUGCUCCUCGCCCUCAAGGUCCUCUACUACACCCUCUACAGCCUCGACGCCCUACUCUGCCUGCUCUUCAUCCCCUUUGCUUACUUCUGGUACGAGGAGUAUGACGAGAUUGAGUUCGAGGAGGAGGGGCGCACCUGGCGCUCCCGCCUCUGGGCCGCCGCCAAGUACACCCUCUUCUUCGUCGCCCUCGUCGUCGCCCUCUUCCUCGUCGGCUUCUUCGUGCCCGCCGCCGGCCGCGGCGACCUCGAUGGCCCCCAAAGCUGGAGCUGGAGUUGGAGCGGCAGCCACUCUGACUAUCUGCAGCUCAUCGCGCAGAGCAACGGCGAAAAGGCACUCACGUUCGCGCUCGGCCUGCUCGUCACCCUCGGAACGCUCCUCUACGUCGUCUACACCGGCGCCGGCCUCGCUCUCAUGCCCAUCUCCUUCAUCCAGUCCGCGCCUGGAGUCUCGGCGCCGCGCCUCUCCGCCGCCACCGCCUCGCAACUCGAGCAGAACCGUGAGCGCCGCCGGCAACUAGAGAUGCGCUACGCCGGUCGCAGUGACGGCGACGGCAACGGAGCCACCGCUAUGACUCGCAAAGACCGCCGCGAGCUCGACGCCCUUAUCCGCGAGGAGCAGACGCUUGUCCGUCGUGAGCGUCUCGCCGCUGAGGCACAGGGUGAGGGUCGCAGCGGCCUCCACCGCGCCUGGCUGCGCGUCUGCGCCUUCUUCCGCCCCGUCAAGAUGGCCGGCGGCAUCGCGCUCCUCAUUCUCUCCGUCCUCAUCGCCGUCUCCAUGCUAAUCACCGGCAUCGACAAGGCCACGCACUCGGCGUGCAAGCGCCGCUGCGGCUAUCUCGUCGAUCACAUCCGCGUCUUCCAGCCCAUCAACUGGAUCUUCGUGCAGGCCGCGCGCGCCUUCCCCGUCGACUACGUGCUCAUGGCCCUGCUCGUGCUGCACCUCUUCAGCAGCUCCGUCUCGGGCAUCGCCGCCGUCGGCAUCCGCUUCCUCUGGAUCCGCGUCUUCCAGGUGCGCCGCGGCCGCACCGCGCCGCAGGCCCUCCUCAUCGCCACCGUCAUGCUCGGCCUCGUCACCCUCGCCGUCAACUACGCCGUCGCCAUGUUCGUCGCGCCCCAGUACGCCGCCUUCGGCACCCAGACCUUUUGCAGCCUCGACCCGCCCGCCGCCGGCCGCAACCCCGACUGCCGCAACCGGCCCGACGCCGUCCUGCCCUGCGGCGCCCGCGCACGCGAGUUCCCCUUCGCCGCCCGCGCCUGCACCCCCUCGGUCGCCUCCACCUUCCUCAGCCGCAUCACCGUCACCUGGCCCUUCUUCGGCAUCGUCGCCUUCUGGGGCCAGUUCGCGCUGCUCGCCGUCUUCGCCGUCGUGCUCGUCACCGCGGCGUUCCGCCCGCCCCGCGUCAACCUCGCAGAGCUCGACGAGGACGCCGAGGAGGACGAGGAGGAGAGCCUGCUGGCGGCCACCGGCCGGCGCUUCGCCGCGAGCUGGGAGGACGCGCGCACCAGCGGCGGCAGUCGCGGGAGCAACAGCAAUAACAACAACUCCCGCAGCUAUGGCACAGCCAAUGCUUAA